AUGUCGAGAAACCCAACUGACGUUAAAUGUGCCAGACCUCUGAAGGUUCAAAUCGGCGUCCGCGACCACUGGGCGGCGGAGACGGGUCCGACUAAGACGUCGCUAAAUAAGCUCGCCAGCGUCCUCGGGCGGGCGGUCGUUGUCGAUCCCGAGUGGCAGCUGCUGCUCAACGAGCUCGGCGGGAUUUACUCCGACAAGCUCCGGUUUGUGCAGGUGGUCGCAGGAUGUGUCGAGGCAUUUGCGAAUAGCACCGCGGAGCUGCUUGAGGACGAGGAAGCCCAUGAGCAGUGGAUAGAGACUCUUCUGGAGAAGACAAAGACUCAGUCACGUUUGAGGCUUUUCCUGGAGACAUCUGGCUCUAACGAUGUAGCCGUGUCGUGGUCGGACCAGAGGUGCGGGUUCAUUAUCAAUCUGCCGAAGAAACAGAUUCAUUCUUUCCCGGCGCUGUAUCCCAAACUUCGUGGCGAUCUUCUCAAAUGCUUCACUGCCUCGAGCAUCCAAGCUUCCGGUCAGCCUCCCGCUGCUGACGACUGGGCAGGUGUUGAGGUUGACGCCGGUACUGGAAAGCCUACCGUCCUCGAGGCGGUCGUUCAACAACCGCAGAACCACGCGGAAACUGGCGAACACCUCCCAAACUGGGGAUCCCUGCCUCGACCUGACGACUUUUUUCUGCAACCGCCCUACUACCUCAUUCUUCAUGGGAGCGCCAGCCAGAUUGUAAUCGAAUGUAGUCACAGCCCGUCGCUGAAGCUGCUCUCCGAGUAUCUUAAGCGUUGGUGCAGAGUCAAUCACAAUGACUCGCGAUCUCCACCGGCAGUCAGCAUUCAGUUGCACCAGUCAGCCUUUGGGUUAAGCGAGAUGUUUGACAAGCUCGAGCUCAGCACACAGGAUAACCGCUACACAACUCAGUUCCAAAUGACUUCGCCCAUGCUAUUGGCUUUGAUAGAAGGUGUGUUGGGCUAUAAGCUAUUGUCGAACCAAGGGGGAACAUGGAACUUCCGCCGGGAAACCGAGUUCCUCUCACAGCGGUGA
This is a messenger RNA of Verticillium nonalfalfae, 1032 nucleotides long. RefSeq lists its product as uncharacterized. The coding region runs from base 1 to 1032 and encodes 343 amino acids. The transcript is spliced from 3 exons. The record is from RefSeq and is a predicted model, not a curated record. Lineage: Eukaryota; Fungi; Ascomycota; Sordariomycetes; Glomerellales; Plectosphaerellaceae.